AUGGCUACAGUGCUAGAGCCAGAGGACCAAGAUCUUUGGGAAGAGGAAGGAAUAUUUCUGGUGAAGCUGGAAGACGAUUCCACUUGGAGGCAAGACCCAGUCCUACAAAAGGAUGAUGCUGUGCUUGAGACCUCACAUCAAAAUUUCCGGAGAUUUCGCUACCAGGAAGCAUCAGGGCCCCGGGAGGCCCUGAGCAGACUCCGAGAGCUUUGCCAUCAGUGGCUGCGGCCAGAAAGGAGGACAAAAGAACAGAUCUUGGAUUUGCUGGUGCUGGAACAAUUUCUGACUGUUCUGCCUGGGGAACUGCAGAGCUGGGUGCGGGGACAGCGGCCAGAGAGUGGUGAAGAAGCAGUGACGCUGGUGGAGGGUUUGCAGAAACAACCCAGGAGACCAAGGCGGUGGGUGACGGUCCAUGUGCAUGGCCAGGAAGUCCUCUCAGAGGAGACAUCAAAUCUGGGAGCAGACUCGGAGUCACCGAUCGAACAGCCGGAGCCUGUGCAUUCCCUGUCCCUGGAGGAGUCGCAUGAGGAAGGGCCACAGAGCCCAGAUCUGAGUGUUGAAGAGCAGAGCCCCUGCCAUGAAGAGGAACCCCAGCCCCUCCAGGAGAGCGAGCUUCCUGUCCCCCAAGACCAUGUUCUCCCUGAGGAAAGAAGUGGUGGAGACCAGGAGAUGGUUAACCUCCUUACAGCUAUAUCCCAGGGACUUGCAACUUUCAAGGACGUGACUCUGUCCUUCUCCCAGGAGCAGUGGGGUGACCUGGAUCCAACUCAAAAAGAAUUUUAUGGAGAAUAUGUCUUGCAGGAAGAUUGUGGAAUUGUAGUCUCCCUAACAUUUCCAAUCCCCAGACUAGAGGAAAUCUCCCGGGUUGAAGAGGAGGAAGAAUCUUGGGUCCCAGAUUUGGAAUAUCCCCAAGAUCCUGAAGAAACAGAGAUCCUGAGUUUUACGUACACAGGAGAUAGGAGUGAAGAUGAGGAAUUUCUUGAACAAGAAGAAAUCAAUAUUGAGGAUCUACAGAGAACUAUUUUGGGAAGUCCAGAAAUUCCUCAAAAUAUUGAUUUGGAACUACUCUUUGAAGAUGAGCCUAGUAGUCCUAGUGAAAGAAGAAUGAGUACAAGUUUUUCUCCAGCGCAUAAUUUCACGAGCCUUCAAGAGAAUCUACAAUUCCAUCCACUAUUAGGGAGACCUCAUGAAUGUCCUGUGUGUAGAAAAACCUUCAGUUGCAACUCCCACCUUAUUAGGCAUCUCAGAACCCAUACAGGAGAGAAGCCUUAUAAAUGUUCUGAUUGUGGGAAAAGUUAUACUCGGAGCUCCCACCUUGUCAGGCAUCAGAAGAUCCACAAAUUGCAAGGACCAUUUAUGUUUCCUCACAGCAGGGACAGAUUUGAUGAAAUCUCUCAGUCACUGCAACAUGAGAUAAUCCCACAAACUGAGAAACCUUACAGAUGUGAAACAUGUGGAAAACACUUUCGCUGGACCUCUGACCUUGUCAGACAUCGUAGAACACAUACAGGAGAGAAACCCUUCUUCUGUAGCAUUUGUGGGAAGAGUUUUAGCCAGAAGUCUGUCCUCACAACACACCAAAGAAUUCACCUGGGAGGUAAACCCUAUUUGUGUGGUGAGUGCGGGGAGGACUUCACGGACCAUAGGCGGUAUCUGGCUCACCGGAAAACCCAUUCAUCUGAGGAGCUCUUCCUCUGUAAUGAGUGUGGGAGGGGCUUCAACCACAGUGCAGCAUUUGCCAAGCACCUUCGAGGACACGCAUCGGUACGAUCCUGCAGGUGCAGUGAGUGUGGGAAAAGUUUCAGUCGGAGAGACCAUCUUGUCAGGCAUCAGAGAACACACACUGGCGAGAAGCCAUACACAUGCCCCACCUGUGGAAAAAGCUUUGGGAGAGGAUACCACUUGAUCAGGCAUCAGAGGACCCACUCAGAAAAGACUCUCUUACAGGACCCAAGUACAGAGAAAGCCGAAUUCAGAAAAGACUCCCAAGCUGAGGAUGGGCUGUGAAAAAAGCCUUUCUGUCAUCUUGAAACUUGGGCUUCUUGCAAGGAGGCUCAAUGAGCAGCCCAGAUCUUGCCUUGCCUCUCUUUGUGUUAUUGUGCACAUCCUCUCAAUUGUCUUUGUUGCCUUUGGGGGAACAUUUUUUCUACUCUUCUGCCCCAGUAGGGCUUCUUCAUUGAGAUGGGGAUAUAUAUUUUUUUUUUGGGGAUAAGUUAGGAGAGUGAGAGAGCACUAAGGAGAUGUGGUUAAGACACCUUCCCAGGAGAGGCUGUGGUGUCUCUAAAUAUAUCUUGGCUUCCUUGAGUAACAAGUGACAUAAAAUGAGCCACAGGCUUGCUGGGCCUCUGUGUGGCAGCAGACAGCCCUGACAGACAGGAGAUGUAGGGCCCUUUGACUUUGUCACAGAUUCACUGAAUGACCUUGAACAGAUAGAUCCCAUGUCCUUUUCUGUAAUUCACUUGCCACAUCUCAAAGCGGAGAACAUUGUCAAUGCACUUUCCUUUGAUGGUACAGGGUAGAAUGGCAGAGAAUUCUGUUCUUACCAAACAGACCCUCAAGGCUUAUUAUUUGAAGCCCUUUGUGGCUUCUCCCUUCCCAGUUGCCAAGAUGGUAAGCAGUGCUGAGAUGGAGCUGAGAAGGAGGUCUCUUCAAAGAUGACCUUUCUUUUCCCUCAAGUUCUCACUCUGUUGCCAUCCAUUCACACUCUCAGCUGCCUUCCUUUUCCAUCAGAUUCUUCUGGUUAUGUCCCAGGAAAUACUUCUACUACUCAAGGUGAGGUAGGGGAAUAAGUAAAACAAUUAGGAUUCAAAAUAAAAUUUGUAACUUCCCAUCCUUUCCCCCCUCCUCCCUUUUAGAUUUUAUGGGAGUUUAAGAGUAGUAAUAGUUUAGAAAGGCACCAUGGUACUAGAGUUAUCUUAACUGGAAUGUCAGGGUUCACAGAGUUCAGAGUAGUUCGCAUCUACCAAGUGAAGAACUAAACGUAAACUCACAAAAUGAUUAAGAAAAAGCCCUAGCCUUUCUGAGGAGUCCAUACAAAGCAACUUGGGGUGAGGUUCUCUACCAACACCUUGUUCCCAUCAGUUUUUACAUACUAUACUAUAUAAUUUCAGGAAAAAAAUUCAGACAUUCUCACAUUUCUUCAACAUCUUUAGCCAGUACCUGGAAACUAGGAGAUCAUUUUAGGAGUGGUUGAUUUUAAUGCAUUUGUGAGUUCUUUUUUUCCUCUUUAUUUUGUGUUAACUCCAUUCUCAUGUUAGUGAGAAAACAAUAGCAGUCUCAGUGCUCCCAGGAACCCUUGUUGCGGGAUGGUGGUUACUAUGGAAACAAGGCUAGUUGCCACGGUAACUCAUAGACCCAACCUAAUCUAAUGUGGGUAUGGUAGAGACAGGAGGAACUUUUUUCCUAAAAUUGGAACACAAAGUCUGGGCAUGAAAGCAUGAGGGGGGAGAAGACCCUCUAUUCAAUGCCUGGUUUACUCUGCUGUCCUGUGCCACCUGUGCUACUGAUAGACCUUUCUGCCCUAGAGGUGAUAAAAUGGGUUGCUAAUAUCAGCCUCUCCAUCCUUUGAAACACCUAUAUACUUGCUCCCUCCUCAUAAAGGGACUUCCAUUCAUCUCUCAAGCCCCUGUCAUGUGACUUCUUGAACUUUCUGAGAUUCCCAGGACUUGUCAAUUUUCUUUUGAAUACUGGCAUGGCUCAUUCAUAGGUCCCGGAAUAGAAGUGUCUUAAAUGUAAGCUAGCUGUAAAGGAACUUUUAAGUGAGCAAGGUACAAUCCCAACCCUUUGGGGAGAGAGGGCUUUCAGGAAGAUGGCCAUGUACAGAAGGAUGCUCUUUCCCCAUUCACAGGAGAUACAUUCUAGAGAUCCCUGGGAAUGAAGAAAUCCUUGAAUUCUGUACUGUACCAAUAAUAAAAAUUUCUGAA
This is a messenger RNA of Gracilinanus agilis (Agile Gracile Mouse Opossum), 3923 nucleotides long. It is a transcript of the gene ZNF202, whose product is annotated as zinc finger protein 202. Gene Ontology annotation, biological process: regulation of DNA-templated transcription. The record is from RefSeq and is a predicted model, not a curated record. NCBI's taxonomy places the organism in Eukaryota, Metazoa, Chordata, Mammalia, Didelphimorphia, Didelphidae. The transcript has 6 exons. The coding region runs from base 1 to 2007 and encodes 668 amino acids.